Messenger RNA from Dentiscutata erythropus, 1348 nucleotides. The record is from the annotation of a GenBank genome assembly. Lineage: Eukaryota; Fungi; Glomeromycota; Glomeromycetes; Diversisporales; Gigasporaceae.
UAUAAAACGAACUGGCAUAACUUCUGUAAUACUAAACUGCUUAGUUUUUGGAGAGGAUCCUUAUGAUGAAAUUUUUUCAGUUGAAAUUAGCACUAGUAAAAAUGUUUAUGCUCUUAAGAAAGCCAUCAAUGAUAAACUUAAAAGUGAUGUAGUGACAAAGAAACUCAAAUUGUUCAAAGUUAAUAUUUCCCUUGGAGAAACUAGAGAUGAGAAUAUCGUGCAGAUGCUUGAUCUCAGUAUUGGUCAGGAAAUGAAUAACUUUCAAAAAAUUAGUGAUUAUUUUAGUGCGCAACCAGUUGACACAAAUUUACAUAUUCUCGUGCAACUUCCUAUUGUUGCCACUGGCACGAUAAGGGCUCGUUCAUUUUCUCUUGAAUCUAAUAUCAACGAAAAACGGCUAAAGUGUGAAAAAGAAUACAACGACACUGUUGCACGUGGCCUUGAAGCGAUUAGCCCCUCAGUUAGAUCUAAGCCUUCUGAAUUCUUCAGAAGCCAACAAUCGUGCCCAAUCCUUAAUGGUCGACCAUUUGAAAACACUAGUCCACCCAUUACUCUUUACCAUAUCAUAUUUAGCCAAUUCCUUGGUGAUCUUAGUAAUGCGAAUAUCGAAAUACCUUCUGAUUUUUUACUAUGGAUUGAUGAUUUUAUUUAUGCAGCGAUAGACAGUUAUUUUGAAGAAGAACGUAAUCAAAAAAUGAGAAGUCUGUUUUCGGAUAAAUUAGGCACUGUGUUGGUGAUUGAAUAUGGACAAGGCAGGGAAUAUUCAAAGGAAAGAACGAGAUUGGAACAGGUGGAAGUGACCCCACUAUACAAGGAGCGAUAUAUUUUAGAGAUUAUUGGUCUCAGUCAAAUGUUGGCAAAAUCUGAGAAUGCUGCUGUGCUCCGUCCUUCAUCAUCUCCAUUGCCGGCCCAUGGUCCAGCUGUUAACGGACUUCAUUCCUCUCACGAUAAAUCUACGAAUUCCAGAUCAAGUCAAUCAAAUUGCUUGCCUUUUUUAUGCAUUGCUUGUUGCUUUUCAACGGCUUCAGUAUUUCUAUCAAAAUCUGAGCUUGGAUCCAUCAGAUCAACGAUUUUUUCCUUAUAUUUGAGAAAGGCUAAAACAGAUGAUAAUCAUAUGAUUGUUGUAAAAUUUGCGCCAAAAUACAAUUUUGAAGCACAUAACAUCUAUGCGCUUCAAGAUUACACUCCAAAACUACUAUACUGUAGUAAUGAUGAAGAAGCUAAGACACUAGGGGGGCAUAAGAUGAUUAUUAUAGAAUAUGUUGACAGUACUUCACUUGAUCAGAAACAUGAGAUUAAUCCUGUGUUUUGGGAGGCUAUUUUUAACGACGUUGAGGCUGCUAUUUAG